GUCUUCCGCUGUGCACGCAGUCUACGCGGAAUUUUUCUUCGGCUUGGGGACCGACCAUACCGGGGGAAGACAGUAUUUCUCAAGGAAAGGCUAAAAACUCUGGGACAAGAGGGGUGAGCUGGAGAACUGAGCCUGUUGUGUUUUUUGCUGGGGACGAGGGACAACCCAGACUUCUAAGCUACGUAACCCGCCAGGAUCCUGUAGAAAAGUUGGCGGGCGUUGAGGGAAGAAUUUGCCGGCAAGUCAGGGCCUGGUAGCAGCGUCGGUAUUUCUUUUCCCACCCAGCACGUUUUUGCGUAGGGUUCGUCUGAGAAUCUGAGGCGGCCUCCUUGCGAGUGUUGGGUUCUCCAAAGUGCGGAGGAUUGGGACCGGCUGAACCAUUUCUAACCUGGAUGAUGGAGACCGCGUUCGCUCUUGUUCAGUUCUCUCUGCAUGCCCGCACAGAGGAUAUCUUGACCCUGUGCACCCCGCACUGUGCCUGUUAAAUCGUACCUGCCUCUCACAGUCCCAAGGCCCCUCCUUUAAUUAAGCGACUUCGCCAAGGUCACUUAGCUGGGGUAGAGAUGGGGACGCGGGACUUUUAAAUUCUGAAUAGCCUCCACUUUUCAGUUAUGGGUGGUUAAGUUAGUAUUUCGAGGAUACCUUUGCUUUGAGCAAAAAAAAUUUUUUUCUUUUUUUGGAGGUGGCCCUUGGCAUGUUUUACUGAACACAAAAUCAAAAAUAGGCGGUACUGUGGCAUAGUUUUUUCUUGGGAACAGACAGCUUGACAUAGCCAGAGAGGGGUCUGAAGCAUACUUUUAGUCACUCACGUUUGUUCAUGUAAUGAGGCUCAAAUGUAAUCCCAUCUGCACUAGUACUAAAGUGAUUUGUUUUGUUUACAAUUUCUCCUCCCUCUCUUCCUCCCCACCCCCUUUCUUUAUUUCAGUACUGGGGAUUGAACCAGGGGUGUCCAGUGUGCUAAACAAGUGUUCUACCACUGGGCUACAUCCCCAGCCUGUUAAAAUUUUGAGACAGUGCCUUGCUGAAUUGCCAAAGCUGGCCUCAAACUUGCCAUCCUCCUGUCUUAGCUGGGAUAAUGGAUAUUCUUUACCAUGUUUGGUUUAAGACUUUUUUGGGUUUACUUUAUGUGUAAAUGGAAUUGAUAAUAUCUUCCUGGAAGGUUGAGAGAAUUUUAAAAAAUUCAAUUCAGUUCUAGAAACCUUGCCUUAAGUGGCCAAUGAGACUAAAGUAACAGUAUAUAACUCAUGCUUAUUAAUUAGUUAAAUUUCACCAUACUGGGGAUUGAACCCAGGGGUACCCUACCCUGAUCUACAUCCCAGCUUCUUUUUGUUUUAAAAAAAUUUUUUUAUAGUUGUAGAUGGACAGCAUACCUUUAAUUUCUUUCUUUCUUUUUUUUUAAUGUGGUGCUGAGGAUCAAACCCAGUGCUUCACACAUACUAGGCAAGUGCUCUGCCACUGAGCUACAGCCCUAGCCCUUCCCCAGCCCUUUUUGUUUUUUACUUUGAGACAGGAUCUCACUGAAUUGCCAAGACUGGCCUUGAAGUUUCAUCCUUUUGCCUCAACCUCUGAAGCUGCUGGGAUUACAGGCAUUUGCCACCACAUCAGGCUCCUGUUACAUUUUCAUAGACAUUUAUGACAGAACAAAGAUGGCAAGACUUCCGGUGAUAGGAGGAGGUGAUAGGAUUAUCCCUCCCCCAAUCUUUUUUUUUUUUUUUUUUAGUGCAUGUUCAUUGUACAGAAUGGUGGAUUUCUUUGUGGCAUAUUUGUUGUUGUACUUUCCCUUGAUCCCCCUUCCUCUUCACUGAUAGUCAAUUGAGUGAAAUUAAUUAGGAUAUAUUUUAAAAGUUCUUUGUAACUGUUGCACAUGUAUUAGAUGAUAUGAUUUUAGUCCCAGCUUUUCUAACUAUUGCUUCUCAAGAAUAAAUAUAACAUAUAAACAUUACUAAAUUUAUGAUAUAUUUGUUAGACAAAUUUUCUUUUCAGAAAAAUCUUUGGUUAUUAUAUUGAUCCUACAGGUCUUGAAACACAUUUUGACUUUUAAAUAUUUCCUCAUUAGUGCUGUGAACAUCUCAUUUAUUGGUUAAAACCUAACUAAGAACAAUAAUGAGCAAAUUGUUUGAGUUCUUUUAGGGAAUGAGAAGAAAGGAGCAUGAAAUUACCUUGAAGGCAAGGUGUGGGAUUGCAUUCCUAUAAUGACAGCUAUUGAGGAGGCUGAAGCAGAAAGAUCUGAAGUUCCAGCCUAGCCUGGGCAAUUUAGCCAGACUGUCUCAAAGUAAAAUUUAAAAGUACUAGGGUUGUAGCUCAGUGGUAGAGCAUGUAACUAACAUGUACAAGGGCCUGGGUUUGAUCCCCACCACAAGAGGAAAAAAAAAGCAGUUUUGAGUUUUUUCCCCCUUCUGCUUUUGUGGUCAAAUUUGAAAACUUUAGGCAAUAUCAGACUUAAACAUUUUUUAAAGGAAUACAGAAAGAAGCUCUUUUUCCUGGCUAGCUAUUUAGAUUUGGAGCAAAUCCUACUAUCUGAUUUAGACUAAGAUCAAAGUCUCUAGUUAAUGCAGAAAAAAAUUUAUUAUUUUGAAUUUUGGAAUUAACUCAGUAUUAAUAAGAUAUGACUAAUCAUGCUAACCAAUUCUUUUACAGAAGCUGCAUAUUGGAAUGGAUUUAGAAUCCUCAUAAUGGAAACAGAAUACAUGAAAGCAAGCUAGUUUAUUUUUUAUAACAGCACAUUUAGCUUGAGUACUAGUUGCAGAUGGCUUUCUUUACUGAAGAGAAUUUGUGAUGUAAAUGGAAAGAUAUCUUUUUUCUAGACUCAUCCUUUAUAAAUAUGUUUCGUCUGAGAACUCUUUGUGCAUUCUCCUGGAGAGAGUUUCAGUUUCGAUCCUUCAGUUGUGAACCCUUAAUUAUUCAGAUGAAUAAGUGUACAGAUCAAGAGCAAAUAUUUGAUCUUAUAGAAAGAAACAAAGAGACACUUUCAGAAAAUCAAGUUGAAUGUGCAUUUAAUAAUCUUUGGCAACUUCAAAAGCAGAAGACCAGCUUGUUAAAAAAUGUUGAGUAUGUAGGAGAUCAUCCCCAAUUUCUUACUCUGCAUAAUUUGACUACAAAUAAAAUCAAAUUAAUGAAUGAUGAUACUCUGGUGAAUGUGUUAUACAUCACACAACAGUUCGCUGUUAAGGCCCAUGAUCCAUUAAUUCAAGCACUAGUUACAGAAGCAUGGAAAAGGAUGGAAAGGUUUGAUAUUAAAGUACUAUCUACAUUUUCCACUUGCCUAGCAGAUCAACGUUUGUAUUUCAGUCCACUAAUGGGAAAAAUAGCUGAUAUUGUAAAUAGGAACUUGGAAAACAUACAGGACUUAAGGUCCUUGUGUGUCUUGAUGGUCAACAUAUCUUCUUUAAUAUCACAACAUUUUCAAGAACAAUUAGUGAAUAAAACAGAGCUUCUUUUUGACAACAUGAGUUCUCCUGAGGUCGACAUUGCAAAAAGAAUAGUACAAUUUCUUCAAAAUGUUAAAUAUAGAUAUUACCCUCUAUUAGAGAGGUGUAAUAAAGUGUUUUUAGAUAACAUAAACUACCUUGAUUUGGAUUCCGUCAGUAAAAUAUUUGAUGGAUAUCAGUUCCUACAGUUUUAUAGUUUUGAAUUUGUUAUAGUGGCUAAAAAGAGGCUAACUGAGAUGAUUCCUCUCUUUGAUAACCCUGCAAGCUUUGUGAAAUUGUUUGUUGCAUUGGGACCAGUGGCAGGACCUGAAGAAAAGAAACAACUUAAAUCAACCAUGUUAUUGAUAUCAGAGGAGCUCACCAGCCAGCAAGCCUUAGCAGUGGUGAAAGCAAUGGAAGAUAUGGAAAGCAGAAAUUCACAUUUGAUUAAAAAAAUUGCUUCAGUUUUGCAUAAACAUUUGGAUGACUAUAAACCAGUAGAGUUAUUGAAGAUAACUCAGGCAUUAAUUUUUCUACAUUUUCAAAGUAAAGCGCUUUUUGUGAAACUCAGAGAAUUGCUGCUUAGUUAUUUGAAAGUUAGUGUCAUACCGAGUGAGAUUUCCAUCCUGGUCUAUGCUAUUUCCAUGCUUCCUUCUCCUCACCUAGAUGAAGCAUCAGUAUCCCGAAUUGAAGCAGUUUUACCACAGUGUAACCUAUAUGGCUUGAAUGAUUUUGCCACAUCUGUUUUAAGAUGGAUUCAGUAUGAUCACAUGCAUAUGAGUAGCAUUACUGGGAAACAACUGAAACUACUUCAACAAUUAGAUCACUACAGUCAUCAGAGAUUACAACAAAGCAACAAUUUAGAUCUGUUAUGGGAAGAAGUUAAAUCUUUAAAAGAAGACUGGUUUCGUGAAUCUCUUGUUGAAGAAACAAUUGCAGCUUUACAUCGUUUGAUGGAUGGAAUGAAUUGUAUGAACGUUUCAAAGAUUGCAUCUUUUAUAUCUAGAACUAACUACCUCAGUACUUUGCUACUUGAUAAGAUAGCCUCAGUGGUUAUUGAGCAGAUUGAAAAGAUCCAUCCUUUUUCAAUUCUUGCUAUUAUUCUUCCAUUCAGCAUUUUGAACUAUGAUCCACCUCAAAGGAAUGAAUUUUUGGGGACAUGCAUGCAAUGCCUUAAUUCUCACUUAGGUACAUUGGAUCCUAUUAUGUUAGUGUUUCUUGGUUUCUCUUUGGCAACCCUUGAAUAUUUUCCAGAAAAUUUGCUGAAGACAAUUUUUAACAUCAAAUUCUUAGCAAGAUUAGAUUCUCAACUUGAAAUUUUACCAUCAUCACUACGUUCAAGGGUCCAGUUUCGUCUUAUGGAAUUAAAUAGAGCAGUCCGCUUGGAAUGCCCUGAGUUUCAAAUUCCAUGGUUUCAUGACCGCUUCUGUCAACAACAUUAUAAUAAAGAUACUGGCAGCAUGAAUGGAGCACAACUGCAAAUUUAUAAAAUGUUAGCAGAGGUACUAGGAGGAAUCAAUUGUGUAAAAGCCUCUGUUCUUUCGCCUUAUUACCACACAGUAGAUUUUGAGUGUAUCUUGGAUAAAAGAAAAAAACCUCUUCCUUAUGGAAGCCAUAAUAUAACUUUGGGAAAACCACCAGGAAUGUACUGGGAAUCAAAUACCCAAAUAGUUGGAUCAAGUCUUCCACCAGGAGUUGAAAGGAUUGCUUUCGAAUUUUUGGAUUCAAAAGCUUUUUGUAGAAAUGUCCCUCACAUAAAAGGAAAAUCUGCUAUGAAAAAACGACAUUUGGAAAUUUUGGGAUAUCAUGUCAUUCAGAUCCCUCAUUUUGAAUGGAACUCUAUGGCACUGUCACAAAAAGAUGCUCGGUUGGACUACUUGAGAGAACAUAUAUUUGGAGCAGGCAAAUCAUGAUUGUAAUUUUUAUUUAAAAUGAGUUCUUAUGGUGUGUCACAUAUGUAUGUAUUUUAAUUAAGUGGACUGACUCAUUAAAAAAAUAGUAGGUGCAAAUACGCUGAGGUGGCAGAACAAGUGGGAAGUGGGGUGGGAGUAUGAUAAAAGGAAAGUAAACAGUAACAGUCAAUAUUCCAACCUCAUAGCCUCUCUUAGUGAGAUGAGAAGCCAUUGGAGGGUUUCAAGUGAGGAAUGAUGAAAACUCACAUUUUAACUGCAUCACACUAGUUGCUCUGUUGAGAUGAGAAAAAAUUACUAAGGAACAAAUGUAUCAGCAGGCAAGAAAUGGAUUGUGACUAUUUAAAGAACAUUUCAAUACUCCAAGCAAGAAAUGGAUGCUGGCUUGGAUAGAGUAGUAGCAGUGAGUAUAAUGAAAAGUGGUUUUCACAAUGUAUUUUGAAAGUAAAGGCAACAGAAUUUGCUCACUGAUGGAUAUGAGGGAAGAGAGAAACAAAAUUCAAUGAUAAUACUAAAUUUUUGUCCUGAGCAACUAACUAAAAAGGUAUUGCCAUUAUGGGGAAGUCUAUAGGAUGAGCAAGAUGGGAAGUAGGCAUUGGUGAAGGAUCAUGAGUUUGUUUUAGACAUGUUGAGUUUAUAAUGCUUUUUAACAUCUAAGUGGAGAUAUCAAACAAUUCAGUAAAUGAGUUAGGAAGUAAGGAGAGAGAGUUCCAGUCUCCAGAUACAAAUUUGAAAAUUGUCAUUGGACCACAAGACUAGAUGAAAUCACUUGAGAGUAGAGAAAUGUGUGAGGAGAUACUUGAGGGCUGAGCAGGGGUGGCCAGUGAGGUAAGAAGAAAAGUCAGAGAAGGUAUUAAUACUUCCUGGAAGCCAAAGAUGAAGCAUUUAAAGGAGGAAGAAGUGAGAAAUUAUAUCAAAUACUGCUAAUAGAUUAGGUAAAUGAAGCACUGUGAAAUGCCCCUUAAAUCUAACAACAUGAGUCUAAGCCUAAGAAAGGUCCUGGGUUUGCAUCGUCUUCACCCCCAUACAUACAAAAUGGCAACAUAAAAAUCACUAACUUUGAAAAAUGAUUUUUGUUAAGUUGUGUGUGAAAGCCUGUUUUCCAAGAGAAAGUAGGAGGAGACAUGAGUUUUCUUCUAAAUGGAAACAAAUAGGGUGGUAGUUUCAGUGGUCCAAUCUUGGCCUGGUCUGAUCUUUCACAUGCUAAGGUUAUAGUGAUUUUUUUUUCUCUGUAUUUUAACACAUUUACAAUAAAGUAGUUAUGAAGGAUCUACUAUAUUAUAUAAUUCCUAGCACUUCCUUUAGGCCAUGUGGAAUGUGUGAGAUGAGUGAUGGGACUGACCAUCUGAAACUUGGCUAUUUCUGACUCCUGGACCCUCUAAAUUCAUUCUCUUCUAUAGUUGGUAGCCAAAGUGCCUUCUGUUACAAAUGUAUUUUCUGCAUGUAAUUUGCUUCAUUGAUAUUUGGCUUGGGCUUAGUUGAAAUACAUGUAUAAAAUAUUUCCUGACUUUGCACAACUUGAGUCCCAAUAUAUAAUGAUUUUGCAGAAGUGAACUUCAUAAAGUUUUUUGAAAACCAAUCAGAAUAGUAAGCAAGUAAAAGAUAACUCCUUUUAACCAUUUGUUAUGGUUUAGAUCUGAGGUAUCCCCCCAAAACUCAUAUGUUAAUGCAGGGAUGUUCAGAGGUAAAAUGAUCAGAUUAUGAGAACUAAAACCUAAUCAGUGGAUCGAUCCAUGUGAUGGAUUAAUAAUUUGAACAAACUAACCAGGUGGUAACUAUAGGCAGGUGGGGCAUCCCAUAAGGAAGUAGGUUACCCCAGGCAUGCCUUUAGAGUUUAUAUUUUGUCCCUGAUGGCUCCUUCUCUGUGCUUCCUGGCUGCCAUGAGGUGAGCAACAUUCCUGUGUCACAUCCUUUGACCAUGAUGUUCUAGUUUACCAUGGGCCCAGAGCAAUGGAAUUGGCCAACCAUGAACUGAAACUCUGAAACCAUGAGCCAAAAUAAACUUUUUGUUUUAUUAUAAAGUUGUUCUUGUCAGGUAUUUUGGUCAUAGCAACAACAGAUUGACUAAUCCACCAUUCUUCCUCAUAAAUUUCCUAAUGAUAUUCAUUUAUAGUUACAGACAUACUAAAUUCUCAGUGUUUAAUUUUCCAUUUACAUGAAUGAGUUCUAUUUCUCAAGCAAAGGACAAGAACCAAACCCUGAAUAAGUUAAAAUAUUUUUACUCUGUAGCUUUUCGAAUAAAAUGAUUAGACUGAUGAGAGCUAUAAAUUUGCCUUUGAUAUAAAUAAUUGAAAAUCCAAUGUUGUAUAUUUGAGGUACAUGGAAAUCUUGCUUAAAUGAUUCUGGUGUGUCUUUUGCUUCUUGUUACACACAAUCUAACUUCUUAUGUACCAUAUCUUUUACUCUUUUUUUACUAGGCUGCUUGAUUGAAAUGGUUUUCUGUGUGUGUGUGUGUGUGUGUGUGUGUGUAUAAAACAAGUAUUUUUUCAUUGAGAUAUAAUUUAUAUACCAUAAAAUCCACGCUUUUUUUGGUGGGGGUAUUGGGGAUUGAACUCAGGGCACUCAACCACUGAGCCAUAUCCCCAGCCCUAUUUUGUAUUUUAUUUAAAGACGAGAGUCUCGGAUUCCACCUCUUGGGUCCCCUUCUUCCUCCGGGAGAAGUCUUUUCUGCUGUCCUUUAAUAAACUUCUAAUUUCUACUCUGA
This is a messenger RNA of Marmota monax (woodchuck), 8021 nucleotides long. RefSeq names its product FAST kinase domains 1 (gene Fastkd1). Gene Ontology annotation, molecular function: RNA binding. Gene Ontology annotation, biological process: mitochondrial RNA processing; regulation of mitochondrial mRNA stability. The transcript has 14 exons. Bases 2822 to 5320 code for a protein of 832 amino acids. The record is from RefSeq and is a predicted model, not a curated record. Gene Ontology annotation, cellular component: ribonucleoprotein granule; mitochondrial matrix. Lineage: Eukaryota; Metazoa; Chordata; Mammalia; Rodentia; Sciuridae.